GAUGGAAACGUGUAAAAAUUUCAUACGAUGAAAAAACAGGCGCUUGCAAAAUGGAAAUUUUAAAUGUCAAGCAAGAAGAUGCCGGUGUAUAUAAAUGCGUUGCUAAAAAUAAACUCGGGCAAGAUGAGAAACAAGCGAAACUGGAUGUUAUACCUGAGAGUGAACUAAGGAAACCUAAAUUCACCAAACCUUUGAAGGAUACCAAAGCACCUAAAGGAUCUCAAGCAACCAUGAACGCUGUAUUGACUGCAGAUCCUGUUCCUGAAGUCCAGUGGUUCAAAGGCGACCAACAGGUUACUUCUUCCGAUGAAUGUAAACUGACAGAGGAAGUAAAAGACAUCAAAGAUGGCUUGAAAGAAUGUAGCUAUACACUUACUAUACCCGAAGGCAAGCAUUCAGACUCUGCAGUCUACAAAAUAAAGGCUAAGAACAAAUUUGGCUAUGAUGAAGCUUCGGCUCGCCUCGAUAUCCAAUUGAAACCUGAAUUAGGUGUUCUGAAAGACCAAAGUUGUCUUCCUGGAGAGGCCACCGAGUUUGCUAUUAAUAUUCAAGCAAAUCCUAAACCUAAAGUGACAUGGACUAAGGGUGGCAAUGAUUUAUCCAAGGAUAAGACAUGCGAAGUUGAAGAAGAUUUGAGUUCAGAAAUGUAUCGUUUAAAAAUUGCAAGAGUGGAAUUACCUCACGAUGGCAGCUACCGUGUCACGGCUGUUAAUGAACAUGGUGAAGCCAGUAAAGAAGUAGCACUGUCUGUUUAUACCGAUCGUCCCAAGUUUGCAAAACAACUAGAAGACCAGACAAUCAAGGAUCGCGACUACGCAUGCAUGAAUGUGAGGUGCAGCGGUGUACCCGAGCCGCAAAUUAAGUGGUAUAAAGACGGAGUCGAACUCACCUCCGGCGAGAAGGUCAAAAUAACCACAACCAGCGAAGCUCAAGUAUCGAGCAGGCUUGAAAUUGAACAUUUCUCUGUCAAUGAUGUAGGAAAGUAUACAGCCAAAGGUAGCAAUGUUCUCGAUAGCACGGAAACAUCCUGUGCAUUGAAAAUGGCUCAGAUUCCUCCAUCAUUCACUAAAAAACCUGAUAAGUGUGUUGAUGUCGACGAAGGAAGCCCGCUGGAGCUCGUUGUUAAAGCUGAUGGUAGCCCAAUACCAACAGGAAAAUGGUUUAAAGAUGGUCAGCCUUUGGAACCCUCUGAUCGUGUUAAAUUGGUAUUUACACCUGAUGGUAUGAUGAAACUAUUGAUAGAUAGCGCAAAAGCUACUGACAGUGGUGCUUAUAAAGUUGAACUUGAAAAUCCUAAUGGAAAAACACAAGCCCAGUUCGCUGUCACAGUUAAACCCAAAUCGCAAAAACCAUUACUGUUGAAGCCUUUGAAAGACUUAAAGGUAACAGAAGGUGAACCAUUAGAGCUCGAAGCUGAAGUGUCUGGUUUUCCAUCACCCGAAAUUGUCUGGUUCAAGGAUGGUGUACCAUUGCGACCAUCACAGAACGUAAGCUUUUUGAACAGCCCAUGUGGUAAAAUCGGUGUUGUGAUUGAUUCAGUGAGGCCAACCGAUGCAGGAACUUACUCCGUGGAGGUCAGCAACCGUCUCGGCGACUGCGAAGGUUCGGCUAAAGUCGAAGUUUUACCCAGGCCUCGUAGACCAGGUUUUACACGAGAGCUCAUGCCUAUGUCUGCCGUCGAAGGAUACCCGGUUAAAAUGGAAGUUAAAACUACAGGGCAUCCUGAACCAAAAGUCAAAUGGAUGCAUAAUGGUCAGGAAGUCGUACCAGAUGGUAAAAAUAUUAAAAUGGUGUCGACACCAGAUGGUGAUGGUGUGUUACAUGCAUUGGUUAUCGAGUGUGCAAAACCAGGAGAUGCUGGGCCAUAUGAAGUUGUUCUGACCAACGAUAAGGGAGAGUGCAGAAGCAAAGGUGACUUGGAUGUAUUAGGAAAAUCUAAUACUGCUGCUCCUGAAGAAACACCCAGCUUUGUGCAUGCAUUGCGUGAUGUCACUGUUGAUGAAGGAGAACCACUAUGUUUGAGCGCUCCUUUCAAAGGUAAUCCAAUUCCGGAAAUAGAAUGGUCUAAAGAUGGGGUACCAUUGACAUCAACACCUCCAAUUUCUUUUGGAUGCGAUGGCCAGAGACUCAGUCUAGAAAUUAAACCAUGCGGAUUGGAGCAUGCUGGAACCUACGCGUGCAAGAUCAAAAAUCCACUUG
Molecule: messenger RNA, 2199 nt
Organism: Ctenocephalides felis (cat flea)
Lineage: Eukaryota; Metazoa; Arthropoda; Insecta; Siphonaptera; Pulicidae
Product: obscurin-like
Exons: 14
Biological process (GO): synapse organization; homophilic cell-cell adhesion
Cellular component (GO): neuronal cell body; axon; plasma membrane
Molecular function (GO): axon guidance receptor activity
Source: RefSeq, a predicted model, not a curated record